UUAAAGUCACCGGUCAUUAAGAUAUGGCGUUGAGAACGAAAGCCCCGUGUUGUGAUGGGCGUCACCCUCACUGUGUUGGCUCUUAACUUGAGUGCGGAAUUUGUGGGACUUCACCUAAAGCUGGUAACGUUUAUGUGAUAACAAUAUCAACGAAAUGAAUUAAGAUCCAAAUCCAAUAAAUGUAUUACAUUUUUUUUCAGAGCCAAACUGGGACUCCACUGACUGCCCCCUAUAAACUGCUCGUGAGAAAUGCAUCCCCGGCGCAGUGCUCAGGAAGUCCUACUGUGUGACCUCUGUGAAACUGUCCCCCUACAGAGUCACUGUGAAGUUUGUAAUAUAAAUCUCUGUGUUAACUGUGUCGCAAAACAUAUCACAGAUUCCUCUAAAAGACACAAUGUCGUGUCCUAUAUACGCAAAAAGGCUACUCCUAACUACCCGAAAUGUCCGAAACACACCACUAAACACUGCGAACUUCACUGUGAGAAAUGCGUUAUUCCUAUCUGUAUUACCUGCGUCACGUCGGGUAAACACGAAGGUCACAAGUUAACAGAUAUUGUGGAAAAAUUCAGCGCUAAAACACAAAGUUUACGAAAAGAUUUGGAAGAACUAGAGAUCAUUAUUUAUCCGCAAUAUAAAAUGGCUUCCGAUGUCCAAAUUGAGAAAUCCGAGUUAGAAAAAUAUUAUGGGAAACUGACAACAGCUGCCGAACAACAAGGAGAAGUCUUACACCGGGAGAUCACCGCCAUCGUCAACAAACGGAAAUCUGACAUUGAAGAAAUGAAAGACAAACACCUAUAUACCCUGGAUAAAAAUACAGAUGAAAUCAAACAGAAAAUGACUGAACUCAAACAGAUCAUUUCCGACUCGAAAUCAAUACUAGCAUCAAAUGACAUCUCAUUAACCUCUACUUACAAAUCUAGGAAUUCUGAAUUUAGAACAUUACCGCUUAAAGUCCGAGUUACAUUACCGAGUUUUUUUUUCCUCACAAAAUAAACAAAGAUGAGCUCAAUGAAAUGUUUGGUUUUAUGUCAUCAUUAUCCAUUAACACAGAACAUGGCGACACAAUGAAGUCAGCAGAAGCUGUAUCGUCUUCCCCAGUCAAACCACUGCUUGAUGAACCGCUACUAACCGUCAUCAUAGACACUGGGUAUGGAGAACUAUACAGUGUUAGCUGUCUUAGUGAAAAAGAAAUAUGGACACGCGGGAAUAACAAAAUCAUAAAGCUCCUCAACCUCCAAGGUAAACUACUGACAUCAAUAAAAAGCAAGUCAGGCAACUGGCCAGGGGACAUGGCGCUGACGCGGGACGGACAUCUUGUUUAUACUGACUAUGAUGAUAAAACUAUAAACCUAGUGAAGAAUCAAAAUAUACAGACCUUGAUCACACUACAGAGGUGGGGACCUCUCAAUAUCUGCUGUACCUCCUCUGAUGAUAUCCUGGUUACCAUGAUCAGUGAUGACUACCAACAAUACAAAGUUGUGCGUUACUUUGGUUCCACAGAGACACAAACCAUUCAGUUUGAUGAUCAGGGUCGUUCUCUCUAUACCUCUCGUCAUUUAGAUAAAUACAUUAGUGAGAACAGGAACUUGGAUAUUUGUGUGGCUGACCGUGGAGCUAAAGCAAUAGUGGUGGUCAAUCAGUCAGGAAAACUCCGAUUUAGAUACACUGGUCAACGCUUUCGUGUCUUCACUAAAUCAUUUGAUCCACGCGGCAUCACUACAGACAGCCAGAGUCACAUCCUGAUAGCAGACUUUAGUAACAAUGGUAGUAUCCACAUCCUAGAUCAGGACGGACAGUUCCUCAGUUACAUUCACAAUGUAUCCGGUCCAUUCGGUUUAUGUGUUGACAUCAACGACAACCUCUUUGUGGCAGAGUGUGUCACUGCUAAAGUGAAGAAAAUCCAAUAUCUAUGAAUACAGUGUUCGUUGCAUCUGAACACAUUGUUAAUUACGUAUCAAAAGAGUGUGAUAUUUACAGUAAUAUUCUUAUUACAGCCCUGUACAACUGCUUGUUAGUUACAGUCCUGUGUUAAUUACAGCCCUGUGUUUGUGAUGUGUAACAUGUACUUGUGUUUGUGAGUUUAACUGAUGGAACAUUAGUCUCUCACUGCUGUUUAGUAAUUAUAUCUUGCUUCUCCUAGGCACCUGAUCCCACCCCUGGUGUGUCCAGGGGUCCGUGUUUGCCCAACUAUCUAUUUUGUAUUGCUUAUGGGAGUUGUGAGAUUGAUCGCUGUUCGUUGUCUUCACAUUGCAUCUGACAAUAUUUGUAUUAUUAUAUCAAUCAGUGGAGCAGUUCCUCCAGUUGCAUAGAGCUAAACAACUAGUAUCACAGUCUAAUAAGUAAUUAAUGUACUAAGAUUAAUGAUCCACUAAAUAAAAAAAAUAGGUUAACCUUAAUAUGAUAAUUACUAAUUUGAUUGUUUACCUAGCUAUAUAGCUAUAUACAUAGAGUUAAUUACAUCUCUCAACACAGUGUUAAUUUCACAUCUAAACAGAGUGUUAAUUACAGCUGUUUCCUAAUUACAGUCUCUUGUUAAUUACAGUUCUGUGAACAUCACAACCCUGUGCAUAUUACAGCCCUAUAUACAUCACAACCCUGUAUACUUUAUAGUCCUUUGUUUAUUACAGCCCUGAGUUUGUGUUGUGUAACAUGUACUUGUGUUUGUGUGUUUAACUAAGUGAACAUUAGUCUCUCAUUGCUGUUUAGUAAUUAUAUCCUAUAAUAUCUCUAUCAAUAUACAUCGUGGAACAUCAUUGAUCUUAGUAUACUAAUUACUUAUUAGACUGUGAUACUAGUUAUUUAGCUCUAUGCAAUCGUUUGAACACAUGUAAAUAACUGAAGACAAGUUCAUGAAUGUACAAUCAGUUAUUGGGUAGUACUUAUGGAUUUCACUUUUUCAAUACUUUGUGUGCAGCCCUAACUCAUAAUACAUCCACUAACCAAUGUCUGCAAGUAUGCAUGUAUAUGAUUGUGUUACUACUUAUUGAUCUAUCUUUUCCAAUCUUUUAAACACAUGUGAAUAACUGAAUACAGCUUCAUAAAAUGAAAUCGGCCAUUGUGAAAUAUUCAGGAAUGUCACUUUGUCAGUAUUUUGUGUGUAGCUUUGAAUUAUAAUACAUCCACUACUUAGUACCUAUAUGUAUGUACUUAGUACUUAUAUGUAUGUACUUAGUACUUAUAUGUAUGUACUUGUUUUUGUGUGAAAAACUUUGAAUUGAACAUUAUUCUAAUUCUUAAUUAGGGCCCCGCAUGAAAUGCGGGAAGCCAUCUAGUAAUCAAAUUGUCCAUCCGUCCGUCCAUCCGUCUGUCCGUCCGUCCGUCAACACUUUCUUUGUGACAGGAUAACUCAAACAGUUUUUAUUGUACAGUUUUCAAUUUUGUAUAGAAAUAAUGUACAAUAAGAGGAAAAAGCCUAUAUAUUUUGGGUUAUUUCACUUUGUUUGUCUGUCCGUAUAGCAUAAUAUUGUUAUUAUGAACACUUUCUUUGUGACACGAAAACUCAAACAGUUUUCAUUGUACAGUUUUCAAAUUUUGUACAGAAAUACUUUACAAUAAGAGGAAGACAUCUAUAGUUUUUGGAGUCGUGUCACUUUGUCUGUCAUCAUCUUUCUUAUUAUGACCGUAUCUAUUUACCACUGUCUAAGGGAGAUAACUCAAUUUAAAUUAUGAUAUGCAUUGUAUGGAUAUAGAAAAUAUACAAGAAAUAACUACA
Molecule: messenger RNA, 3712 nt
Organism: Ostrea edulis (European flat oyster)
Lineage: Eukaryota; Metazoa; Mollusca; Bivalvia; Ostreida; Ostreidae
Exons: 2
Coding region: 1014-1913 (299 amino acids)
Biological process (GO): negative regulation of translation; protein polyubiquitination; proteasome-mediated ubiquitin-dependent protein catabolic process
Molecular function (GO): protein binding; ubiquitin protein ligase activity; translation repressor activity
Source: RefSeq, a predicted model, not a curated record